This is a messenger RNA of Elgaria multicarinata webbii, 6281 nucleotides long. It is a transcript of the gene EML6, whose product is annotated as EMAP like 6. The transcript has 41 exons. Gene Ontology annotation, molecular function: microtubule binding. The record is from RefSeq and is a predicted model, not a curated record. Lineage: Eukaryota; Metazoa; Chordata; Lepidosauria; Squamata; Anguidae. The coding region runs from base 255 to 6131 and encodes 1958 amino acids.
AGUAGAAGAUUAUGGUGGCGGCUCAGCACUAGCAAAAGCAGCAGCAGCGGCUGAAGCAGCAGCAGAGCAGGACUCUGCCUGGAUGCAUUUUUCACUGAAAAUCAUCAGCCUCGGAAAGUGCAGCCGGAAGACUUGGCAGCCAAGCAGGAAUUAACAGCGUUUGUAACGAAGAAAACUGGGAAAGGCAAGGAACGUGGGGGUGGGGGUAGCAGCAGUUUUUUCCGUGUGCUUCUGGGGAGGGGGGGUUGAUUAUCAUGGCGGAUCGGACAGCUCCUAGAUGCCAGCUCCGUCUGGAGUGGGUGUAUGGAUAUAGGGGUCACCAGUGCCGCAACAACCUGUACUACACGGCGGGCAAGGAAGUGGUUUACUUCGUGGCUGGAGUCGGGGUGGUAUAUAACACCAGAGAGCAUAGCCAGAAAUUUUUCCUGGGGCACAACGAUGACAUUAUUAGCUUAGCUUUGCACCCGGAUAAAUCCUUAGUUGCUACAGGGCAGGUUGGCAAAGACCCUUACAUUUGCAUCUGGGAUACCUACAAUGUACAGACGAUUUCUAUUUUGAAGGAUGCGCAUACCCAUGGAGUUGCCUGCUUGGCUUUUGAUUCAGACGGCCAGCGCUUAGCUUCAGUGGGACUCGAUGCCAAAAACACAGUCUGCAUUUGGGACUGGAAGAAAGGAAAAUUACUGGCGUCAGCAACUGGCCAUUCAGAUAGGAUUUUUGAUAUUUCCUGGGAUCCAUAUCAACCCAACAGAGUCGCUAGCUGUGGCGUGAAGCAUAUUAAGUUUUGGACACUGUGUGGAAAUGCCUUGACAGCCAAAAGAGGAAUAUUCGGCAAAACAGGAGACCUACAAACUAUCCUCUGUUUGUCCUGUGCAAAAGAUGAUGUUACGUACUCUGGUGCUUUAAAUGGAGACAUCUAUGUCUGGAAAGGGCUCACCUUAGUCCGCACAAUUCAAGGAGCUCAUGGUGCUGGAAUUUUUAGCAUGUAUUCAUGUGAGGAAGGUUUUGCCACUGGUGGGAGAGAUGGUUGUAUUCGGUUGUGGGACACUGAUUUCAAGCCAAUAACUAAAAUUGAUCUCAGGGAGACUGAGCAAGGAUACAAAGGUUUGUCCAUCCGAAGUGUGUGUUGGAAAGCAGAUCGACUUUUAGCAGGGACACAGGACAGUGAAAUAUUUGAGGUGAUCGUGAGAGAAAGAGAUAAGCCAAUGCUAAUAAUGCAAGGUCACUGUGAAGGAGAGCUCUGGGCUCUGGCGGUGCAUCCCAAGAAACCGUUAGUUGUUACUGGCAGUGACGAUCGAUCUGUGCGAUUAUGGAGCCUUGCUGACCAUGCCUUGAUUGCCCGUUGCAAUAUGGAGGAAGCUGUGCGGAGUGUAUCGUUCAGUCCUGAUGGAUCUCAGCUGGCACUGGGAAUGAAAGAUGGCUCUUUCAUUGUUUUGAGAGUAAGAGACAUGACAGAGGUAGUUCAUAUCAAAGACCGGAAAGAAGUAAUUCAUGAAAUGAAAUUUUCACCAGACGGCUGCUACCUUGCAGUGGGUUCUAAUGAUGGCCCAGUGGAUAUCUAUGCAGUUGCUCAGCGGUACAAGAAAACUGGAGAAUGCAACAAGUCUUCUAGUUUUAUCACUCAUAUUGACUGGUCUCUGGAUAGUAAAUUCUUACAAACUAAUGAUGGUGCAGGAGAACGCUUCUUCUACAGGAUGCCAUCGGGAAAGCAUUUAACAAGCAAAGAUGAGAUCAAAGGGAUUCAUUGGGCUUCAUGGACAUGUGUGAUGGGGCCAGAUGUGAAUGGAAUCUGGCCGAAGUACAGUAACAUUAUAGAUAUCAACUCUGUGGAUGGAAAUUAUAAUAAUGCCAUUCUGGUGACUGGAGAUGAUUUUGGAUUAGUUAAAUUGUUCAGAUUUCCUUGCCUAAAGAAAGGAGCUAAAUUUAGAAAAUAUGUUGGCCACUCUGCACAUGUUACUAAUGUUCAUUGGUCACAUGACUUUCAGUGGGUAAUAAGUACUGGAGGAGCAGAUCACUCUGUUUUUCAAUGGCGGUUUAUUCCAGAAGGUGUAACAAAUGGGAUCCUUGAAACAGCACCUCAAGAAAGUGGCAUAGAUUCACACAGUGAAGAAUCUGAUUCAGAUUUAUCUGAUGUGCCAGAAUUAGAUUCCGAUAUUGAGCAAGAAGCUCAAAUCAACUACAUUCGACAGGUUUACAAAGAAGAUCUACCUCAGCUGAAACAGCAAAGUAAAGAGAAAAACCAUUCAGUGCCCUUCCUUAAAAGAGAGAGAGCCCCCGAAGACAGUUUAAAGCUGCAAUUUAUACAUGGUUACAGAGGCUAUGACUGUCGAAACAAUUUGUUCUACACACAGACAGGGGAGGUAGUUUACCAUAUUGCUGCUGUUGCCGUCGUGUACAGUAGGCAACAACACACCCAAAGGCUGUAUCUCGGUCACGACGAUGAUAUCCUCAGCCUAGCCAUCCAUCCUGUGAAAGAUUAUGUUGCUACUGGACAGGUUGGGAGAGAUGCUGCUAUUCAUGUUUGGGAUACACAAACACUCAAAUGUUUGUCGCUGCUUAAAGGCCAACACCAAAGAGGAGUGUGUGCACUUGAUUUUUCAGCUGAUGGAAAAUGUUUGGCAUCGAUUGGGUUAGAUGAUAAUCACAGCAUUGUACUCUGGGACUGGAAAAAAGGAGAAAAGAUGGCAGCAGCCAGGGGUCACAAAGACAAGAUAUUUGUAGUGAAAUGCAAUCCUCAUCAUUCUGAUAAACUGGUGACUGUUGGAUUGAAGCACAUCAAAUUUUGGCAACAAGCAGGUGGUGGCUUUACCGCCAAACGUGGCAUCUUUGGAAAUAUUGGGAAACAGGAAACCAUGAUGAGUGUUUCCUACGGACGAAUAGAGGACCUGGUUUUCUCUGGAUCUGCAACAGGAGAUAUAUACAUCUGGAAAGAUAUAUUGUUGCUUAAGACAGUGAAAGCACAUGAUGGGCCUGUAUUUGCCAUGCAUGCCUUAGAUAAGGGCUUUGUGACAGGUGGGAAGGACGGCGUGGUGGCACUUUGGGAUGACACAUUUGAAAGGUGCUUGAAGACAUACGCCAUUAAAAGAGCAGCACUAUCACCUGGCUCUAAAGGUUUGCUGUUGGAGGACAACCCAUCCAUCCGCGCCAUCACCUUAGGACAUGGGCAUAUAUUGGUGGGAACAAAAAAUGGAGAGAUUCUUGAAAUUGAUAAAAGUGGACCCAUGACUCUGCUUGUGCAGGGGCACAUGGAAGGGGAAGUCUGGGGUCUGGCUGCUCACCCUCUUUUGCCUAUCUGUGCAACAGUGAGCGAUGAUAAAACUCUGAGGAUCUGGGAACUUUCCUCCCAACACCGUAUGUUGGCUGUGAGAAAGCUUAAGAAAGGCGGACGGUGCUGUGCCUUCUCCCCUGAUGGGAAAGCCUUGGCUGUAGGGUUGAACGACGGGAGUUUUUUGGUAGUGAAUGCUGAUACUGUGGAAGAUAUGCUCUCUUUCCAUCACAGAAAGGAAAUGAUCUCUGACAUCAAAUUUUCUCGAGAUUCAGGAAAAUAUCUGGGAGUGGCUUCCCAUGAUAAUUUUGUAGAUAUCUACAAUGUGCUUACCAGCAAAAGAGUUGGCAUCUGCAAAGGGGCAUCCAGCUAUAUCACACACAUUGACUGGGAUUCAAGAGGGAAGCUGUUGCAAGUCAAUUCUGGUGCCAAAGAACAAUUCUUUUUUGAAGCGCCAAGAGGAAAGAGGCAUAUAAUAAGACCCACUGAGAUUGAGAAGAUUGACUGGGAUACCUGGACAUGUGUCCUUGGUCCUACCUGUGAAGGAAUUUGGCCAAUGCACAGUGAUGUCACUGUUAUCAAUGCAGCUUCUCUUACCAAAGAUAGCACUCUCUUAGCUACAGGGGAUGACUUUGGGUUUGUAAAGCUCUUCAGAUAUCCAGUAAAGGGUCAGCAUGCCAAGUUCAAGAAAUAUGUAGGACAUAGUGCCCAUGUCACCAAUGUCCGGUGGUUACAUAACGAUUCCGUGCUGCUGACAGUGGGUGGAGCUGACACUGCUCUGAUGAUCUGGACUCGAGAAUUUGUGGGAACCCAGGAAAGCAGGCUGGUUGAUAGCGAGGAGUCAGAUACUGACGCAGAAGAGGAUGGAGGUUAUGACAGUGAUGUUGCACGAGAAAAAGCUAUUGACUACACCACAAAGAUCUAUGCAGUGAGCAUCCGAGAGAUGGAGGGCACCAAGCCACACCAACAGCUAAAGGAAAUUUCAGUAGAAGAAAGGCCGCCAGUUAGCAGAGCUGCUCCUCAACCUGAGAAAUUGCAAAAGAAUAACGUCAGCAAAAAAAGGAAACUGGUUGAGGAGUUGGCUUUAGAUCAUGUUUUUGGAUACCGUGGAUUUGAUUGUCGCAAUAACCUACAUUACCUCAAUGAUGGUGCUGAUAUUAUUUUCCAUACUGCUGCAGCAUGCAUAGUUCAAAACCUUUCCACAGGAAGUCAAACUUUCUACCUGGAACAUACGGACGACAUCCUCUGCCUAACUGUCAACCAGCACCCAAAGUAUAAAAACAUUGUGGCAACCAGCCAGAUUGGUACGACACCUUCUAUCCACAUAUGGGACGCUAUGACUAAGCAGACUCUGUCUAUGCUGCGUUGCUUCCAUUCCAAAGGGGUGAACUAUGUCAACUUCAGUGCUACUGGGAAGCUCUUAGUGUCUGUAGGAGUCGAUCCUGAACAUACGAUCACGGUGUGGCGGUGGCAGGAAGGAGCUAAAAUUGCAAGCAGAGGAGGCCACCUAGAGAGGAUCUUUGUUGUAGAGUUCCGUCCAGAUUCGGAUACCCAAUUUGUAUCUGUUGGAGUAAAACACAUGAAAUUCUGGACUCUGGCUGGGAGUGCUUUGCUCUAUAAGAAGGGAGUCAUUGGUUCAUUGGAAGAUGCCAAAAUGCAAACCAUGCUUUCCGUGGCCUUUGGAGCUAAUAAUCUCACUUUCACUGGUGCCAUCAAUGGAGACGUUUAUGUCUGGAAGGAUCACUUUCUAAUUAGACUGGUGGCAAAAGCUCACACUGGCCCUGUCUUUACAAUGUACACAACUCUUCGUGAUGGACUCAUUGUUACUGGAGGGAAGGAGAGACCCACAAAAGAAGGAGGAGCCGUGAAACUGUGGGAUCAGGAGAUGAAACGUUGCCGAGCAUUUCAGCUUGAGACAGGGCAGAUCGUGGAGUGUGUGCGUUCAGUGUGCCGAGGGAAAGGCAAAAUUUUAGUGGGGACCAAAGAUGGAGAAAUCCUUGAAGUUGGAGAAAAAACCGGUGCUUCUAACCUGCUGAUUGACAGCCACAUGGAAGGAGAGAUUUGGGGCUUGGCUACUCAUCCUUCAAAGGACAUCUUUAUCUCUGCUAGUAAUGAUGGAACUGCAAGAAUCUGGGACCUUUGCGACAAAAAACUUCUGAAUAAAGUGAACCUAGGUCAUGCUGCCAGGUGCGCUGCCUACAGUCCCGAUGGCGAGAUGGUUGCCAUUGGCAUGAAGAACGGAGAAUUCAUCAUUUUGCUCGUGAAUAGCCUUAAAGUUUGGGGCAAGAAAAGAGACCGGAAGUCGGCUAUCCAGGACAUCAGAAUCAGCCCUGAUAACCGAUUUUUGGCAGUGGGUUCGCAAGAACAUACCGUUGACUUCUAUGACCUCACCCAAGGCACGACCUUGAACCGGAUCGGCUACUGUAAAGACAUCCCAAGCUUUGUCAUUCAGAUGGAUUUUUCAGCAGACAGCAAAUACAUUCAGGUAUCAACUGGUGCCUAUAAACGGCAAGUCCACGAGGUGCCAUUAGGGAAGCAAGUGACAGACACGGCACUUGUAGGAAAAAUCACCUGGGCCACUUGGACAAGCAUCCUUGGAGAUGAAGUCAUUGGCAUUUGGCCCCGAAAUGCAGAUAAAGCAGAUGUCAACUGUGCCUGUGUGACCCAUGCUGGAUUAAACAUUGUGUCCGGGGAUGACUUCGGUCUUGUCAAGCUCUUUGACUUCCCAUGCACUGAAAAAUUUGCCAAACACAAGCGUUACUUUGGCCACUCUGCACAUGUCACCAACAUACGCUUUUCUUAUGAUGACAAGUAUGUUAUCAGCACAGGAGGGGAUGACUGCAGUGUGUUCGUAUGGCAAUGUCUUUGAAGGUCAGUUCUCUCCAGUGUUACUCUUGCUUACCGCCACGUGAGUGCCAAACUGUGGACUUUUAAAAACGCCUCCAAGACCUCAGCAGCCGUGUUAAAAACACUGCAUAGAUUUAUAAUUUUUGAAACCUACGUGCAGUUAUGCAGCCAU